AUGGACGAGGAGAUGAUUGACCCCGAAAUCCAAGGGAUUGAAGAUGAGAUUGCCGAAUUAGAAACGCGCUUAGCUGCCGCGAAGGCACGACUGCUCUCCAAUGGCGGCAGCGUAAAGCGGCCAAUAGAGCCCACACCGAUGGUCACCGAUUCAACGUCUAAUAUCGCUAAUCAUUUUAUAUUGCUCCUCUCCGACUCUGCCCUUCCUGUUGGAUCAUUCGCCUUCAGCAGCGGCUUGGAGUCCUAUCUAGUUCAUAACCCGCGCACGUCCAACUUUACAACUUUCCUCCCGUUAUCCAUCUCCUCCUUCGCUUCUACUACUCUUCCAUUUGUUCUCGCAGCAUGUAGGGAUCCCAUCAAUUUAGCGUCUCUAGACGAUCAAUUGGAUGCGGCCAUCAUUUGCACCGUCGGAAGGCGAGCGAGCACUUCCCAGGGGCGAGCGCUCCUAAGCAUUUGGGAGAGGUCAUUUCGGUCUACAGUACCGCCUGGCUCUACCGCUGCUGAUGCGCAGAUUCUCCGACAUUUCUCAGAUUUACUAAGAAAAAGCAACGGGAUGGAGAUUCCCCUGGUUUCUGCUCACUUCGGGCCUCUGUUUGGUGCCCUCUGUGCUAUUGUUGGACUCAGUCUACGCCAGACCGCAUAUGUCUUCAUGCUCAGUCAUGUCAAGGCUUUGCUAUCGGCAGCAGUGCGUGCAAGUGUGUUUGGGCCCUACCAAGCUCAAAAGGUCUUGGCUAGUGAAAGGGUUCAGCGAUUGAUCAACGCUGCAAUUGAUAAAGAAUGGCAUACGACGGUUGAAGAUGCUGGUCAAAGUGUUCCCAUCAUGGACCUUUGGAUUGGUCGUCAUGAAGUUUUAUAUUCCCGAAUAUUCAACAGUUAA
This is a messenger RNA of [Torrubiella] hemipterigena, 876 nucleotides long. Lineage: Eukaryota; Fungi; Ascomycota; Sordariomycetes; Hypocreales; Clavicipitaceae. The record is from the annotation of a GenBank genome assembly.